GAGUUGCUGCGGAUAGCUGUGCGGCGUGAGACUGAGCUAGCCGGGGUAAUCACAGGUAGAGCUAAAUUAAGGUCACUUUUAUCUAGGAAAAAACAAGGGACUUUUGUUGGAGUGGUCAGAAAUGGUGUUUUUGACGCUGUCGUGUUGGAUCCGCAGUCGUGGACCUGACAGAUACUGGAAAGUCCAGGAAGUCCUCAAACAUGCGCGGCACUUCAAAGGCAGGAGGAACCGCUGCUACACGCUGGCGGUCAAGGCUGUCAGGAGAGCUUUCGUUUACGCCACCAAAGCUCGUAAACUUAAGAAACGGAACAUGAGGACGUUGUGGAUCACACGCAUUGCAGCGGCGACGCGAGAGCAUGGCAUGAAGUAUCCUGCCCUCAUGCACAACCUCACAAAGACCAGCGUUCAGCUCAACCGCCGUGUUCUCAGUGACCUGGCCAUCACAGAACCUCGGACCUUCCUCUCACUUGCAAAACUGGCACGGGCUCGGCAACAAGAAGGCUUCCGUGCAGCGUUGGGUGACGGCAGCGAGCCUCCUGGCGUGCUCUCCCGCGUCGUUAUGCUCCAGUAAAGGACUUGUUGCCGUUAUUUAAUUUCCACUUGGUUCAGGAUUGGAAAAGAAACAUUAUUGGAUGGUUGAUCAUUUGCAUCUGAAAAUGUAUGUCUAUAAACAUUUUAUUAAUAAGAUGCUUUGAUCAGUCACUCCAUCAGAAAACCUGUAGAUUAGGGACUUGCUGUGUGUGUUAUGGGUUGCCUGAUGAAACUGUUGAAACUCUAUUUGGAAGUGGUGCCUUUACUCUUGAGGACUUUGUUCAUUCUUUGGUUGUACUGUCCACAUGCAAUGCAUCUAUUAAAAAGAGAUUUGGCUAAUGUAAAUAAUUCCUCACUAUCAAGGUCGUUGCUGUUGAUAAUUAUUGGACUGUACUUGCAACAGUAUUGAUGAUUUAAGGAAUAGUAUUACAAUGGAGGAUAUGAUAUGAUAUGUCAUUAUUAAAUUAAAACCUUCUGUCUGUCAGUGCAACCUUGAGCGAUGAUUUGAUGCAUUGAACUUGAAUUCUUUUUUUUUAAGAGCCUGGACAUUUUCCGUGUAUAUAAAUGUUACCAUUUCUUGUGGGAUGUCUUUGAAUGUUAAAUUCAAUAAACAUUUUGAUAUAUA
This is a messenger RNA of Cololabis saira (Pacific saury), 1156 nucleotides long. RefSeq names its product mitochondrial ribosomal protein L20 (gene mrpl20). Gene Ontology annotation, cellular component: ribosome. The record is from RefSeq and is a predicted model, not a curated record. Gene Ontology annotation, biological process: translation; ribosomal large subunit assembly. Gene Ontology annotation, molecular function: rRNA binding; structural constituent of ribosome. Bases 122 to 571 code for a protein of 149 amino acids. Lineage: Eukaryota; Metazoa; Chordata; Actinopteri; Beloniformes; Belonidae. The transcript is spliced from 4 exons.